This is a messenger RNA of Rhincodon typus (whale shark), 1213 nucleotides long. RefSeq names its product taste receptor type 1 member 1-like. Gene Ontology annotation, cellular component: membrane. The record is from RefSeq and is a predicted model, not a curated record. NCBI's taxonomy places the organism in Eukaryota, Metazoa, Chordata, Chondrichthyes, Orectolobiformes, Rhincodontidae. The coding region runs from base 94 to 1038 and encodes 314 amino acids. Gene Ontology annotation, biological process: G protein-coupled receptor signaling pathway. The transcript is spliced from 2 exons. Gene Ontology annotation, molecular function: G protein-coupled receptor activity.
GUGGGAUACGCAAAAUGAAAGCAGCCCCAUGAAAGUGAUUGGAUCUUAUAAACCAAACCCAGGUCAACUGAUCAUCAAUGAGUCUCUAAUCAAAUGGAAUUCUCCAACAGAUUCGAAUGUGUGAACUGUUCCUUGCAGCAGUGGUCACCACAGAAGAGUUUUACCUGCUACGAUCGGGCUGUGAUUUACCUGCGGUGGGGCAGCAACAUUUCCAUCGCGCUGUCAGUGAUGGCCAGUGCUGGACUUUUAACAAUGGCUGGCAUUACUCUGGUCUUUGUUGUUUACCUCAACAGUCCAGUUGUCAAGGCAGCAGGAGGGAGGCAGUGUUUCUUAAUGCUGUUCACCUUGGCUUCUGGUUGCUGCAGUGUGUUCCUCUUCAUCGGAAAGCCAAAUGAGGUGACCUGCAGAGUGAGGUGGCCUCUCUUUACUGUGAGCUUCACAGUCUGUCUGGCAUGUAUUUUUGUCAGAUCCUUUCAAAUAGUCUGUAUAUUUAAAAUGGCCACCAAGUUGCCUAAAGCCUGUGAUUACUGGGUUAAAUAUAGCGGACAGUAUGUGUUUGUGUUUGCAAGUACAUCUAUUUCGGCCAUUGACUGUUUUGUGUGGAUGGUCCAAGCACCGGUAGUGACAGUAUCUAAUUAUAACCUUUCUCAAAAGGAAAUAUUCCCACUCUGCACUACUGACAACAAUAUCUCAAUUUUCCUGUCAGGCUUUCUGUACAAUGGGCUACUUGGUUGUCUCUGCUUUGUCUUUGCUUUCUUGGGAAAAGACUUGCCAAAGAAUUACAAUGAAGCGAAGUGUAUCUCCUUCAGCAUGGUACUGUACAUUGCCUCCUGGUCUUGCUGCAUUCUUGUCAUCGUCUCAGGCUUCCAGCAGUAUCUCCCCUUGGCCCAGGCUCUGGCUGCUCUGCUCAGCUUGUUUGGAAUCCUGGUUGCUUAUUUCCUCCCUAAGUGUUACAUUAUUCUGUUCAAACCUCAGUGCAACACAGCUGUAUUCUUCCAAAGUUGUAUCCAGGAUUACACCAAAAACAGAGAGGUCUAGAGUGAUGACGCUGUGGCUUUAAGGGGUGUGUUUUGUUCUGGUUUCUUUUAGAAAGAGAUUGGGGGAGAGGUAACGAACAGUCUAUGAGAAGGUAAACAACUUGUGAAGCCUUGGGGUUUUCUUAAUGUUGGAACAAUAGAGGCAGCCUGAAUGGGUGUGAUCUAACUCUCGCAGA